Messenger RNA from Adelges cooleyi (spruce gall adelgid), 2287 nucleotides. Its product is annotated as transmembrane protein 104 homolog. The coding region runs from base 581 to 2074 and encodes 497 amino acids. The record is from RefSeq and is a predicted model, not a curated record. NCBI's taxonomy places the organism in Eukaryota, Metazoa, Arthropoda, Insecta, Hemiptera, Adelgidae. The transcript is spliced from 11 exons.
AUGACAUAUUGUUUUACCUAUAUGCUCAUUCGUCAUAAAUCAUAAUAUUAUUGUGUUAAAAAACGCAUUUUCUUUGUCACACAGCCACUAGCUAAUAUUCGUUAAUAAUUGGUGAAUUAUUGAGAUUAUAUUGUUUAAUUUGGAUGUUGGUCGUAUCUUUUUGAAUGGAGAAAAAGAAUACGCCGCGUUAAAAUUUAAACGCUAUUUGGGAACUGUACAGAGCUAUUUUAUUUUGGAAUUUCAUACUAAAUGGAUUGGAUACGGGUACCGAAGUAUGAUGAUAUAAUUACUUGAGAACCAUUUAACUAGAAAAAGUCGACGGAUCUUGUGAAACGAAGCUACAUAAUAUCAAUUGUUAUCAGAUUGUGUAUUAGCUUUUAUAUUGUGUACCACUCUAACUUCGCCGUUGUUAGCAUGAUUUGAUUUAAUCUUAUUUUGGUUUUGAAUUUUGAACGAAAUACCUUUUGACUCUACAUCAAGUAGAUAAUGUAAACGUUUGUUUUGAACAUUAUUUUUUUUAAACUGAUGGUUAAACUUGCUACUUUGUAGUAAAGCCGACUGCUGUAAGUGAAACUACACUAUGAGUUCUAGUUAUUCGUCAUCGGUAGGAUUAAUCUUUGUAUUCAAUUUAAUUAUCGGCCCAGGUGCAUUGACUUUACCAGCGGUCGUUCAACAAACAGGAUGGUUUUUAAGCAGCGUGUUCAUAGCCGUUUUGGCAUUUUUUAGUUACCUUACCUUCACGUUUAUCAUUGAAUCGAUUACUAUAACUAAUGCCAUUACCCAAUUGCGCAAGUUGCAAAUGAUGAAAAAUGUGACGAGACAAUUGAAAUCGUGUAAGGAUAUGUUGUCUCAAGUUACAACAGUUAACUGUGAUCGAAUUUCUACAGCUAGUACAGAUAGUUUUAAUACCGACGAUGAAGCGCCAAUUUUUGACAAUCCAGCGAUGGCAUCAUCCAGUUCUUUAAUGGAUUUUCCUCCUGAAUCUGUUCAGUUACUUUCAUUGGAUAACAGAAUCGAAUUGGGAGAAAUGGUUACUGUGUUGUUACCGCCAUUCGCUAAAGUACUCUUUUUUAUUUCAUUGUGCGGUUAUUUGUUUGGUGACAUAUCGAUAUACUAUAAAGCAAUUGGACGUUCGUUUGUAAAAUUUACAUGUAACAACAAUAAAACCAACGAAACAAACUUGUGUUGGGAGGAUUCUUCAUAUACCAAACAUGAUGUUUAUUUAGCUUACUUGGGUCUUUACUUAAUAAUUGUUGGCCCGUUUACAUUUUUCAAUGUUCAAAAAACCAAACAUUUACAAGUUUUUUCAUUCAUUAUGCGUGUUACUGCUAUGCUUACAAUGUUUACACUUGCAGUGCUGCGUAUUAUCACUCCAACUGAAGAUCACGGAGAUCCCCCUGCAGCCUAUUUCCCUGCUAUACCACAACUUAUCGGUGCAUCAAUUUAUGCGUUUAUGUGUCAUCACUCAAUACCAUCAGUGAUAGCACCAAUUAAAAAUAAAAAUAAUUUAAUGCUUAAGAUUGCUAGCGAUUUCUUGUUCAUUUAUAGUCUGUACAUGUGUCUGUGUAUAUCGGGAGCAUACGCAUUUCCAAAAGUCAAUGAAUUUUACACAAUUAAUUUUACACCAACACAGAACACUGAACUAAUAUACAAAGUAAUAGAUUCGUUUCUGGUUCUGUUCCCGGUGUUAACGAUCAGUAUAAGUUUUCCAAUUAUUGCUAUCACUUUGCGAAAUAACCUUCAAGUAAUGCUUCUUCCUGAAGACGCUCAUUGGGCUUGGAAACGAAUAGUUUUGCCUUUAUUUACAUUAAUAACUCCUAUGUUAUUAGCAGUAUUUGUAUCUGAUCUCGAAGACUUGGUAGCAAUAGUAGCCGUGUAUGCUGGCACCGGCAUACAAUAUGUGACACCCUCAUUGUUGGUCAUAGCUGCUCGAGCUGAAAUCCCACAGCAAGUGGCAGGGAUUAAGAAUGAUUUUUGUUCACCUUUUAAGUCGAAAAAUUGGCCCAUAGCUAUACUCAUAUGGUCAGUGAUAUGUGUUGUAGUUUUAACCAAUUUUUUUAUAUUUAUUAAAUAAACAACCCUAAUUAGACUAUACAUUAUAAUCUGUUACUAUAUUUAGAGUUUAAUAUGUUUUUGUGUACCAUUAUUGUUAACAAGUUUCUAAGAAGACAAGACUAUAAAAUAAUGUCACAAUAAAUAAUAAAUUAUAUAUAAAUGUUUAAAAAUACAUGUAUUUUCUUCAUUAACUGGUUUUUAAAUAUACACUUUUAUUUUAUGAAAAAUAAAA